This is a messenger RNA of Fragaria vesca subsp. vesca, 1955 nucleotides long. Its product is annotated as MATE efflux family protein 9-like. Gene Ontology annotation, molecular function: antiporter activity; xenobiotic transmembrane transporter activity. Lineage: Eukaryota; Viridiplantae; Streptophyta; Magnoliopsida; Rosales; Rosaceae. The coding region runs from base 33 to 1481 and encodes 482 amino acids. The record is from RefSeq and is a predicted model, not a curated record. Gene Ontology annotation, biological process: xenobiotic detoxification by transmembrane export across the plasma membrane. The transcript is spliced from 7 exons. Gene Ontology annotation, cellular component: membrane.
GUGACAGGUAGAGUGACAGAGAUUUUCCCACCAUGGAGAAAGGGUUGUUGGUAAAGGAAACAGAGGAGGAGAACAGAGAAGAAGGAUGUGUUGGGUUUGUUCGAGAAGUGAAGAGGUUGGGUUACAUAGCAGGUCCUAUGGUGGCUGUGAAUUUGUCACAGUACUUUCUGCAAAUCGUUUCGAUCAUGAUGGUUGGUCAUUUGGGUCAGCUCUCUCUUUCCAGUACUGCUAUUGCCAUCUCCUUCUGUGCAGUCUCCGGCUUCAGUCUUAUUUUUGGAAUGGCCUGUGCACUCGAAACUCUCUCUGGGCAAGCAUACGGAGCUCAGCAGUAUCGACAGCUAGGACUACAUAUAAGCACUGCUAUCUUUUCUCUAAUGCUAGUUUGUCUCCCUCUAUCUCUUGUGUGGAUUUAUAUGGAGAAGAUACUAGUAUUGUUGGGCCAAGACCCUCUAAUUUCGCAUGAAGCGGGCAGGUUUGCAAGGAUGCUCUUACCUGCACUGUUUGCUUAUGCAGCUCUUCAGCCACUUUGUAAAUAUCUUCAGACACAAAGCUUAAUCGUUCCCUUGCUUUUAAGCUCUUGCGCCUGCGUGUGUUUCCAUAUACUUGUCUGCUGGCUUUUGGUGUUCAAGUCUGGCUUAGGAAACCUUGGAGCAGCUUUAGCCAUUGGUAUGUCUUAUUGGUUGAAUGUGGUUCUACUAGUACUAUAUGUGAAGUACUCCAGCACCUGUGCACAUACCAGGGUUCAAAUUUCUUUUGAAGUAUUUCAAGGCAUUGGAGAGUUCUUACGUUUUGCUAUUCCGUCUGCUAUAAUGAUUUGCCUUGAAUGGUGGUCUUUUGAGCUCCUUACCUUGCUGGCUGGUUUUCUACCAAAUCCGCGGCUUGAAACUUCAGUAUUAUCAGUUUGUUUGUCAACUAUCGCAUCACUGUUUACAAUUCCAGAAGCGCUAGGUGCCGCUGUAAGUACUAGAGUUUCAAAUGAACUAGGAGCUGGGAACCCACAAGCAGCUCGUUUAGCUGUUAUUGCUUCUAUGUUUCUUACCGUCUCAGGGUCAGUCAUUAUAAGCUCAACCGUCUUUGCCAGUCGAUCUGUUUUUGGCUACAUUUUCAGCAAUGAGAAGGAAGUUGUGGAUUAUGUCACUGCCAUUGCUCCUCUGCUUUGUCUAUCAGUUAUAACAGACAGCUUACACGGGAAUCUUUCUGGAAUUGCUAGGGGAUCUGGCUGGCAGGACUUGGGAGUGUAUGUCAACCUCGGAGCUUACUAUCUCAUUGGGAUUCCGGUGGCUGCCACAUUGGGUUUCUGGUUCGACUUCAGAGGAAGAGGCCUUUGGAUUGGAAUACUAGUUGGUUCUUUUCUGCAAGUGGUUCUUUAUUCUAUCAUAACAAGUUGUACAAACUGGGAAGAAAAGGCAAAGAAGGCGAGGGAGAGAGUAUUCGAGGGAAGAGCAGCUUUAGUAAGGUUGCAUUGUCUUUUCAGUACCUAAGCUGCUGUGAUACAGGAGAUGCUUUAGAGAGCAUGCAAAUUUGUUGCCAAUUGAGAUUUAAGAUUGCACUGAAGCAUUAGUAUAUAUCUCUGCCGGCAUCUUCAUUGAUCUGACCUACUAAUCUGUUGAGAUACACAUUGAUUUGAUUUACAUAAGGGGAUUAAGUACUCAAUAGAGUACUAGAAUUGCACCUUCUUGUAUUGCAUCCCUUUCUCCUUGAGGUGGACAUGGAACAGGAAGUUAUCAUACAAUUUUGUAAGCCUCAGUGGUAAAAUUAAGGAAAGUUAGUCAAGUAUGUAUUCUUUUUUUAUCUGCACAAUGCUUAGAUCAAAACUGGGAAUCUGAACUUGAUCACUAGCUGAUUUAUUGGCCCUUUCAACAAGUUUUGUGCAGUACAAGCCUCAAAGGCAGUUUAUAAAGCACUAGUGUUUCAACUUUUGGGGUAAGCAAAUGGCCAAUGGCCUUCUUCUUUUG